CACAAAGGCUAUCUUAUCUAUGAUACCACCCCUCCAUAAUCCUCCCCUCUCCCCACCUGUGUCUGUAAUCUACAACACCCCCCCUCCACCUGUCUGAACACCCCCUCCUCCGCCCAACCUCCCUUCGGUAGGGUACGCUUUCACCCAGACAAUGUCGGCUCCUCUCGCCUCCGCUAAGCUGCUGCAUAAGCAGCUAAAGGAGAUGCAAACGGACAAGGACCUAGCAAGCAUCAGUGCAGGUCUUGUGAAUGAUAACAUUUAUGAGUGGGAGGUUAUUUUGAUGAUCUCCGACGACUGCAAAUUUUACGGAGGUGGUUUUUUUCGUGCCCGCCUCGUGUUCCCGCAUACCUAUCCGCAUGAUCCGCCAACCAUGACAUUUGAAACGCCCAUUUGGCAUCCGAACAUCUACCCAAAUGGUAGUGUUUGCAUUUCGAUUCUCCAUCCUCCCGGGGAAGACCAGUACGGUUAUGAGUCUGCUAGUGAGCGUUGGCUACCCGUUCGUACCCCAGAAUCGAUCCUUAUAUCGGUGAUCUCUAUGCUGAGCUCUCCCAACGACGAGAGCCCGGCCAAUUUGGAGGCCGCAAAACAAUGGCGAGAGAAUCCUGCGGAAUUCCAAAAGAGGGCGAGGAAAUGCGUCCGAGAUAGCCUCGAGGGUUAAUUCUAGACUCCCAGCAAAAAUUUAAUAGAAUUGAACAGAAAAAUGGGAAAAAAACCAUUGAUGUUGCAUACCUCGAA
Tuber melanosporum (Perigord truffle) is the source of this 735-nucleotide messenger RNA. RefSeq lists its product as uncharacterized. The transcript has 6 exons. The record is from RefSeq and is a predicted model, not a curated record. NCBI's taxonomy places the organism in Eukaryota, Fungi, Ascomycota, Pezizomycetes, Pezizales, Tuberaceae. Gene Ontology annotation, cellular component: cytosol; endoplasmic reticulum. Bases 152 to 658 code for a protein of 168 amino acids.